UCAGCACAGCUGCCGCCAGGAGGCGCUCUUACGUUCCGUCUGCUGGAAUCAUUGCUAUUCAGCUUUUCACUCACACCCCAGUUUCCAGCUGAGAGCUCUGCCUGUGUGACUGAUCCAGCCUACCGAGGGGCUGGAGAUGGCCAGACUGACGGAGAGAGAGGCGAGGAGGCAGCAGCAGCAGCAGCAUCCCCCGCAGCAGCAGCAGCCCCGAGCCUGCCCCAUGAGCGGCCCCGAGCCCCCUGCUCAGCAGUCAGACAGUAUGAAGGACCUGGACGCCAUCAAAUUGUUUGUGGGGCAAAUCCCUCGCAACCUGGAGGAGAAGGACCUGAAGCCUCUCUUCGAGCAGUUUGGCAAGAUCUAUGAGCUGACAGUGCUGAAGGACCGAUACACAGGCAUGCACAAAGGCUGUGCCUUCCUUACAUACUGUGCCAGAGACUCAGCCAUAAAAGCACAAACGGCCCUGCACGAGCAGAAAACUCUUCCUGGGAUGGCACGACCAAUUCAGGUGAAGCCAGCAGACAGCGAGAGUCGGGGAGGUGGCGCUAACCUGACACUUGGGGCCACAGGUGAUCGCAAGCUGUUUGUGGGGAUGCUCAGCAAACAGCAGUCAGAAGAAGAGGUGACCAGCAUGUUCCAAGCCUUUGGCUCAAUUGAGGAGUGUUCUGUUCUCCGAGGACCUGAUGGCAGUAGUAAAGGCUGUGCUUUUGUCAAGUUCUCGUCUCAUGCUGAGGCUCAGGCAGCGAUACAUGCUCUACAUGGGAGUCAAACAAUGCCAGGAGCAUCCUCCAGCCUUGUGGUUAAAUUUGCAGACACAGACAAAGAGCGAACUCUACGUCGGAUGCAACAGAUGGUUGGACAGUUGGGAAUCUUCACUCCAUCACUGGCACUUCCCAUAAGCCCAUACAGCGCCUACGCACAAGCGCUGAUGCAACAGCAGACAACAGUUCUGUCCACAUCACAUGGCAGUUACCUGAGUCCUGGGGUGGCAUUCCCUCCCUGUCAUAUUCAGCAGAUUGGCGCUGUCAACCUGAAUGGACUACCAACCACACCCAUAACACCAGCAUCAGGACUACAUUCUCCUCCUGUCAUUGGCACUGCAGCUGUACCUGGACUGGUUGCCCCAUUAACCAAUGGAUUUCCUGGACUUGUACCAUUUCCUAGUAGCCAUCCUGCUCUGGAUACAAUUUACACCAAUAGCAUUGUUCCAUACCCAGCCCAGAGUCCAGCACUGACAGUGGAGAGUCUGCACCCUUCCUUUACUGGGGUACAACAGUAUUCAGCAAUUUAUCCCACAGCUGCUCUUACCCCUGUCACACACAGCACUCCACAGCCUCCUCCUAUACUGCAACAACGUGAAGGACCAGAGGGCUGUAACCUGUUUAUCUAUCAUCUGCCCCAGGAGUUUGGGGAUAAUGAGUUGACACAAAUGUUCCUGCCAUUUGGUAACAUCAUAUCAUCCAAAGUGUUCAUGGAUCGAGCGACCAAUCAGAGCAAGUGUUUUGGAUUUGUCAGUUUUGAUAAUCCAUCAAGCGCUCAGACUGCUAUCCAGGCCAUGAAUGGCUUUCAGAUAGGGAUGAAAAGGCUGAAAGUCCAACUAAAGAGGCCUAAAGACACAAAUCAACCAUACUGACCAUCCCUAGACCCAAAAGACCAAUUUUGGUUAUACAGAUACGCAAUGGACCUUUGACCCCCUCAAUCCUUCCCUAGAGGAUUUGGGGAAAAGAAUACUUUUUACCACUAAACACUCUGUCCCACCCCUGAGCCUCAUGACCUUUGUCCCUCACCCACACCCAAGGACCAAAAGGUGGCUUUGGGGAGGAGCAGGAAGAACCAAGCUACCUAAACACAAGGUUGUGUCUUGUGAGUGUUCUAUGUCUGUCUACUCAACGCCCAGGAGAGACCAUCUGUAAAGGAACUUGCACCUGAUGACCUUCCUCAAAAUGACCAAAUAUGCGAGGGGGUACAGGACGUUACUCAUACCAGAGACCCUUGGGAUGACAAACCCCCCCUCCAUAAGAGUGGCUACAGAUUUGCAGUGCAAAGAACUAUCUGUUUACUUAUUUAUAUGAACAUAUUUAUUUAUUGAGGAGGCCCAGUGCAACCUACGUACACCCCUUCCACUGCCAGAGGGCCGAUGUGGGAUGGUGUUAGACAUUAUUAUAUUUUGCUUUUUAAAUUUUUUUCUUUUUUUUUUUCACGGAGGACAGGGUGUUCUGGGUGGGCAGGAGUGGAGUACAGCAGAGUUCAAAACUCAUGUUUACAAAACGCCCCACUCACAGGGCAUACCCAUUGUUCUGCUGCUCAUACACCUGGCCCCCCAGAAAAGGGCUUGACUUUUGCAUCUGCUCCAAAACCCUACUCUGUGUCUUUCAGGAUUAAGAAAGAGUUAACCUCUCAGUGUUGCUGCGUGAAGAAAAUCUGCAGGGUAAACCUGUAUCUGCUAACCAUGCCUCAUUUCCACAACAAAGUUUUGAUGUCCCCUUUAUAUCAAUAAGGGGGUAAAGGGUAAACAACAGUGUUUGGAUUAUUAGAGUAAUAGGGACUCUUCCUACACAUAGAAAAAAUAUUCUAAAUUGCUUAACAAUACCAAGUAUGAUACGGCUGCUUUCCUAUUUAGGGAAAAAGUCCUUUGCAUAAAUUAGUGAAUGAUUCAGUGGUGAUAGGGCUCUGGCAUAGUACAGGGAUGAUUUGGUCUAUGGGAGUGUUGCUCAAAACACCAUAGACAUUAAGGCUCAGUUUUUAAAAUAUGCAAAAGCACAUUAGAUCUACAGUCUUGCAAUGACUUGCAAAUUUGCGUACAUGGAUAUUAUCAUUGAAGAUCUUUGCAUUGAAUUUCUCAUUCAAGCACACCUUUUUAACUGCACUCAUAAUAGGCUUCUAUUUUGUGGGUUACUCUUUGGCCCGUUAUCUCAUAAGCGUCUAAAUACCAUAGAGCCAAUAAUAAAUUGAUAUGCUGAUAGUUCAUUUAUCAAUUUUCCACAGUGCUGAAGCCCGUUAUGAACUCCCAGUUGGCUGCCAUGUUAGGCUGCAUUUGCACAUAGUGAUUUACACUCUUAGCUGACCACAAAUGAUCGGUUCUAGAAAUAAUCGCUAUGUGUAAAUGGGAAAGAUGAUUGAACACUGGGUCUGAAAAUGAUCUAACCUGACACGUUUUGCACGGUUAGGUUCGAUAUAAUGUCAAUAAGACAUGUCAGAAGAGUGUUGGCAGAUACCUAUUCCCUGUAACCAUCACCAGUUACUAGAACACGGGGCAACUUAUCUUAGCAUGUCCAUUUCUUUUAUCCAAUAAGAGAUCCCAUUGCAGUAAAUAGGAACUUUGAACUUCAAACCUAUAAAUCUAAAGAUCUCUGGGUCAUAAAAUAAGAAAUCUAGCUCCAGUAAUUUUUCCUUCGUUCUAGUGCCCAGUAAUAUGUCAGAGGUCACACAUUAAUGACAAUGGAAGUGUGUAAAUGCUUAGCUGAGACCAUACUGAUUGGUCUCUAAAUUCUGAAUACGUAAACCCAGUGGCUAAGGUGAUAAUACUCUUUUAAUAACUGUUGGCCAAACAUUUGUUUGGCAGACAGCUAUUUCUCUCAAUCUCCCGAUAAACAUGAACGUUUGGCACAGUCAAAUGUUCAUGUGUUUUCUAUAGAAAGAGGAGAGGUAAAGCACAGCCAGACAGCUCUGGCGGCCGCUUAAAGGGGUACUCCGCUGCCCCAGUGUUCGGAAUAUCUUGUUCAGAACACUUGGAGAGGGUGCCAGGGGUAAUGACGUCAUGGCCACGACCCCUUGUGAUGUCUAGCCCCACCCCCUCAAUGUAAGUCUAUGGGAGAGGGCGUGGUGGCCAUCACUCCCCCUCCCAUAGACUUACAUUCAGGGGGCUAGGCGUAACGUCACGGGGGGCGUGGUCGUGCCGUCAUGACCCUGCCAUCCGCACCCAGCUUUCUAAAUUAUUACAUGCUGCCAAAGAUGGUGGGUUCAGUUGGCUUUUGUCUAAAGUGUAUUGGGGCCUUUAGUUUGCCAUUGAGCCUACAUGCCAGACAUUGCUGCAGCAUCACCCUAACCAAUGAAUGGGUAGACAUCCAAUGGUGGGUUGUCAGUCCAGUAAUCUUUAUUUGGACCCAGAGCAGUCACUAAAUUUGUCUAAACACACUUUGACCAGAUAAGUCUUCAAACAGCUGCACCUAGUUUUAAAUACUAAAAGAAUAUAACAGUGGCACAGUUUGUGGCCCCCUACUGCCUGGGAUUCAUAGCAGAGGCAUAAGGGCAUAGAGGAGGAGAUAGAGCAAACUUUUGUCCGUUUCAUAAAAUACAAAAUAGAAAGCAAGAAAAGUUGCUUAAAUGUUGAUACUUCAUGGUAAGUCUGUAAAUGCUGUUGAUUCCCCAACCCCCACCCCCCAUAGUCCUAGAGGCGAGGUAACAGCCAGCUCCAAGUACAAGGGGUCGUUGCAUCUGUGGUCACUUGUAAAUACCAUUUUUAUACUUCAGACAUUCCUUAUCUCAGAUGUGAAAAGACGAGGCCCUAGUUAAGCACAAAGAAGAAAAGGGGGGCUUCUCAGCUUGCUUACCUCUCUCCAUCCUCCAGCAUACAAUCAGGACUGAUAUACAGAGAUUAUCCUAUCUAAAUGGAUAGCAGCCUCACAAAGUACAGGUUUCAUAAAGGAUCUCCAUAAUAAUCUACUGUAGGCUGAGCGCAGCUUCCGCUUAUCCACAUUUGCUUGUGCAGGGUCUCUGAAAGGCACUAUAUGUAUAUAGAAACAAAGAGUAUAUUUGUGCUGCAGAGAAACAGAUAACUACUUGUAAACCUACCAUGGUGAGUUGGGCCGCAAUCAUAUUUUGACUUUAAGAAGCAUUACAAGGCCCCCCUCACUGUGAAAAGCGAAACCCUUUAGGUGCCAGAAGUGUACAGUAAUGUUGCGACACAUCAGUUGGAGAAACUUUUGACACAGAAAGGAUUCAUACUUUAUGCCAGAGUCCACCCUGAAUGCUGUAUGGUGGAGAACUAUGGCUUCAGUCUGCCUUUACUUACAAUGAGAAAGUAUAUAGAGGACUUUUCACAAGAAAGAUAAAGCACAGUGUAACCUUGUUAUGACUAGAUGAACUGAAUUGUAAUUGGUGGGAAGGGGUUAAUGCAGCUAAAUAUUUAGCACUGAUAUCUCUCAUAUAUCCAAGGCUUGCCGGCUUGGUUAACUUAUAUAGUACAGAAAGUUUUCAAGAUGGCCACCAACAUGAGCAGGGAAUCUUCAGGGCUGUCAAAGUUUAUUACACAUAUCCUGUUAUUUUCAGUGCUAAGUUGACAUCAGAAGAGAAAGCCACACAAGAAACUGUGCCUCACGUGGACGAGAGUUUUCUCUGCAUCUUCUUCAUGCUCGUCCAGGCUGCACAUCCCCCGGGUGUGUAUAAGAUUAUGUCUGUGGCCGAAAUAUCCAGGUGUUCAGAAAAGCUGCCGUUUACGAAAGAAUUAAAAGAUAAUUCUUAAG
Messenger RNA from Hyla sarda, 5459 nucleotides. It is a transcript of the gene CELF5, whose product is annotated as CUGBP Elav-like family member 5. Gene Ontology annotation, cellular component: ribonucleoprotein complex; cytoplasm; nucleus. NCBI's taxonomy places the organism in Eukaryota, Metazoa, Chordata, Amphibia, Anura, Hylidae. Bases 137 to 1630 code for a protein of 497 amino acids. The record is from RefSeq and is a predicted model, not a curated record. Gene Ontology annotation, molecular function: mRNA binding. Gene Ontology annotation, biological process: mRNA splice site recognition; regulation of alternative mRNA splicing, via spliceosome. The transcript has 13 exons.